AGAAACAAGGAAGCCUUGAGCUUCACAACUGAAACCUUUGAUAGGUUUAUAUGUGCCGCUAGCGCACAUGCUGUUUGUCUCUAUCUUUGUCAUCCCUGUUGGGUCUGUUGAGUUGAGCGUAGCUAGAUGGGAGAAAUGGAGUGCGUUGUGCAGGUUAGCAAUAGACUGGACAACAUGGUAGAUACCUCCACAGAGGCAGAGCAGUGGAAGAAGAGGUCAAUCUACAGAGUACCCACCUGCGUCACUGACCUAAACAAAAAGGCCUAUAAGCCUCAGGCGGUGUCUUUUGGGCCUUACCAUCAUGGAGAGGAGCAUUUGCAGACAAUGGAGGAUCACAAGCGCCGUGCUCUCCUUCAUUUCUUCAAGAGAUCAGACAAACCUAUUAAAUUGUUGGUGGAGUCUUUGGCAGAAGUGGUGCAAGAUUUGAAGGAUUCUUAUGAUUUGCUUGAUCCCGCAUGGCAAAAAGAUACCAGCGCCUUCUUGCAACUGAUGAUUGUAGAUGGAUGUUUCAUGCUGGAAAUCUUGCGGACAGCUACUCAUACAAUGGAUGACUAUGAUCCUAAUGAUCCCAUAUUCAGUGAUCAUGGUAGGCUCUACAUCAUGCCAUAUGUCAGGCGUGACAUGUUGAUGCUUGAAAAUCAAUUACCCAUGCUGGUUCUCGACAAGUUGCUUGCUGUUGAAAGUGACAAAGCCAAGGACCCGGAGUUGAUUAAUAAGCUUAUACUCAAGUUCUUUACAACCAGCAGUCCUGAGGCAGGAAUGGGCAAAUGCCUGCACGUGUUGGAUGUGUACAGGAAGAGCCUGCUUCAGGAAGGUCCUGGUCGAAAACCACGUCACUACAAAACAAGAAGUCGUGCAGACAAUGAACGUGGUGAAGAAAUCAUCAGGUCUGCAACAGAGCUUGAUGAAGCUGGGAUCAGAAUGAAGAAAAGUCGUACCCAGAGCCUCAAAGACAUCUCAUUCAAAGGCGGGGUACUGAAGCUCCCUGUCAUUGUUGUAGAUGAUACCACUGAGUCGAUGUUCUUAAACCUCAUAGCUUUUGAGCGGCUUCACGUUGGGGCUGGGAACGAGGUGACUUCCUUUAUAUUCUUCAUGGACAACAUCAUUGACAAUGCCAAGGAUGUGAUCCUGCUGCACUCCCGAGGGAUUAUCCAGAGCGCCCUUGGAAGCGACAAGGCUGUUGCUAAACUCUUCAAUUCACUCUCCAAGGAUAUAACACUUGACCCUGACGGCCCCCUAUAUGGAGUGCAUAAGAAAGUGAAUGACUACUGCAGGAAGAGUUGGAAUGAGUGGCGUGCCAAUCUCAUUCACACCUACUUCAGAAAUCCGUGGGCUAUUCUAUCCCUUAUUGCUGCAGCAUUCCUUUUUGCACUCACCAUAGCUCAAACUGUGUUUACCAUCUAUCCCUAUUACCAUCCUAGUGGUGACUCUUCCUCCUCCCCUUCUGAUUCACUUCCACCAAAACGCACCCCGUCUCACCAUUGACCUUCCAUCUUCAUUGCUUGCCAACAGUUGGUAUCUCAAGGGCAUGACCAUGAUUUUCUUGUCAUUUCUUCAUUCUUACUAGCUGGGUGUUUAUCAUUCUUCUUUCUCAUUUAUAUUCUGGGUUGAUAUUACAGAGGUAGUUUUAUAGAUAAUUAAAAAAAAUGGUGAUUGCAUGUGGAGAUCUGUACCUUUGCUUAAUAAUUCAGGCAGUGAGAUAAACUACCUUUUGUUUGAUUAUUUGUUUUCUGUUUUAUAUAAAGUGAAUCCUGUCACUCUUUCUUGUUA
Molecule: messenger RNA, 1770 nt
Organism: Vitis vinifera (wine grape)
Lineage: Eukaryota; Viridiplantae; Streptophyta; Magnoliopsida; Vitales; Vitaceae
Product: UPF0481 protein At3g47200
Exons: 2
Coding region: 127-1485 (452 amino acids)
Source: RefSeq, a predicted model, not a curated record